Molecule: messenger RNA, 475 nt
Organism: Anopheles coustani
Lineage: Eukaryota; Metazoa; Arthropoda; Insecta; Diptera; Culicidae
Product: cytochrome c oxidase assembly protein COX19
Exons: 2
Coding region: 212-475 (87 amino acids)
Biological process (GO): mitochondrial respiratory chain complex IV assembly
Cellular component (GO): mitochondrial intermembrane space
Source: RefSeq, a predicted model, not a curated record
AAAACUAGGUAUCUUGCCGGCAAAAACAGCUUAAGCGAAAAGAUUUCAAGUGGGAAAACACAUACCAUUACGUUUAAAAUCUUUUCGUUGUAAACGACAAGAUAUGUUAAGUGGUGUCCACCGAAUUUACAUCGAUUUCUUGAUUCAAACGGAACAACUAUGAAAUUUACGUAACGUUGCAGUAGAGCGCAUCAUCUAUCAACCCCCGACAAUGACGUCGAUGACAUUUGGCCAGAAAAAGUUCAUCCCAACCGCACCGGAAAAAGGAAGCUUCCCGCUGGACCACGGAGGACAGUGUCGCAAGUUGAUGCUGUUCUAUAUGCGUUGCUUGCGGGAAAACGCUGACGAUAAUUCUGCCUGCCGACAGGAAUCCAAAGCAUACCUGCAAUGCCGGAUGGAUAACGAGUUGAUGGCACGGGAAGAUUUCGCCAAACUAGGCUACGGGGAAAGUGAACCGAAGGCAGAGCAAUCUUGA